This is a messenger RNA of Brachypodium distachyon (stiff brome), 1279 nucleotides long. Its product is annotated as 60S ribosomal protein L5-1. Gene Ontology annotation, cellular component: cytosolic large ribosomal subunit; ribosome. The record is from RefSeq and is a predicted model, not a curated record. The transcript has 9 exons. Gene Ontology annotation, biological process: ribosomal large subunit assembly; translation. Lineage: Eukaryota; Viridiplantae; Streptophyta; Magnoliopsida; Poales; Poaceae. Bases 159 to 1064 code for a protein of 301 amino acids. Gene Ontology annotation, molecular function: 5S rRNA binding; structural constituent of ribosome.
UGUCACGCAAUUCUCGCAGCAAACCCUAGCAGCACCCCCAAGUCCCGCAGAGAUCUGCCUGUCCCGUCCCCGACGCGGUCCUAAACCCUCCUCCCCUUCUCUCACCUAUCCACCCUUCUCGACCGCCGCCGCCGUCCUAGCCACAGGAGGCGAGCGAGAUGGUGUUUGUGAAGACCCAGAAGACCAGGGCCUACUCCAAGCGCUUCCAAGUGAAGUUCAAGAGAAGGAGACAGGGGAAGACUGAUUACAGGGCCAGACUGAGGCUCACUAACCAAGACAAGAACAAGUACAACACACCCAAGUACCGGUUUGUUGUGCGAUUUACCAACAAGGAUGUCACUGCCCAAAUUGUGUACGCUACCAUUGCUGGUGAUAUCGUGAUGGCUGCUGCCUAUUCUCAUGAGCUGCCUCGGUAUGGUCUUGAAGUUGGCCUCACCAACUAUGCUGCAGCCUACUGCACUGGUCUGCUUUUGGCUCGCCGGGUGCUCAAGUUCCGUGAUUUGGACCAGGAAUAUGAGGGCAAUGUUGAGGCCAGUGGGGAGGACUUCUCAGUUGAGCCAUCUGAUGAAAGGAGGCCUUUCCGUGCUCUCUUAGAUGUUGGCCUUAUUAGAACUACUACUGGAAACCGUGUGUUUGGUGCCCUUAAGGGUGCAUUGGACGGUGGUCUUGACAUUCCACACAGUGACAAGAGAUUUGCUGGCUUCAAGAAGGAUGAAAAGCAGCUGGAUGCGGAGGUUCACCGCAAGUACAUCUAUGGAGGGCAUGUUGCUGACUACAUGAAGACACUAGCAGAGGAGGAACCUGAGAAGUACCAAUCUCACUUCAGUGAGUACAUCAAGAAGGGGAUUGAGGCUGGUGGCAUGGAAGCGCUGUACAAGAAGGUUCAUGCUGCCAUUCGUGCUGAUCCUACCCUGGCCAAAUCAACCAAGGAACCUCCAAAGACACACAAGAGGUACAAUCUGAAGAAGUUGACCUACGAGCAGAGGAAGGCCAGCCUCGUAGAACGGCUCAACGCCCUCAACUCCUCUGCUGGUGCUGAUGUUGAUGAGGACGACGACGAAUGAGGAGUUUAGCCGACUGUGCUAGUGCUAUAUUUUUGUUUUCAAACAAAACUUGCUCUAUGCUGUUCACCGGUAGUAUUGCAAGAGUCGUUGCGCAAGUUCGGCACUAUGCACAAUUUGUACCCGCCUCUCAGUUUUGACUAUCAGGCAGGAGUUCUGGAUUUAUCUUAUACGAGCUGUUGGCAUCUAGCGUCUUGAUAUUGCUUUGAGUUUGUUGA